AUGACGAAAACGAAGAAAAUACCGAAAUCGUAUUCUGGAAUUGAUUUCGGUUUUAUUGAUCGAAAAGGGGCGAGACUCUUCUUUAUUCUGCAGAUUUUUUUGAUAAGCGUCAGUGUUAUUGGAAUUGCGACAUCGAUUUGGGGAUUAUUCGAUAAAAAUAUUUCGUCAAAAGAGAUCUACAUCAAACCCCUUGGAGAGCUGUUUCUAGCGCUAUUUACUGGCAUUUUUGGCCUCAACGCCUUAUCACGUGACAGUUUGCCGUUGAUGGUCUGCUACUGUUUCCUAGUUUUCGCAUCCAUCCGCGAUACAAUUUCCCUGACCAUCGAAGCGACCAAAGUUUUCAGCUCCAAUCGCGAAGUCACGGAAGAUUUGAGCGAAAAUGAAGUCAUCGCCACUUGCGUUCGGGACUCUCUUUUCAUGAGCUCACUUCUUUGCUCGUUUUUCUUGCAAUUUUCUUCUGUUGUUUUUGUGAUUAAACAAUGGUACAAAAUGCAUCCGACUUCUGGAAAAGGGCUGGAGUAUUUUUCGACGCCACAAUAUCUUUUGCUUGGAGCAAAUCCAAAGAAAUUAUAUAAAAAAUAA
This is a messenger RNA of Oikopleura dioica, 582 nucleotides long. The record is from the annotation of a GenBank genome assembly. NCBI's taxonomy places the organism in Eukaryota, Metazoa, Chordata, Appendicularia, Copelata, Oikopleuridae.